UUGACGAGAGGUUUUAUUUUCCGUUUGGUUGACGAGAAAAAGAAAAGGCGAGAAAAUAAGGAGAGAAAGUGACUCGAAAAAUGAGCGGUGGGUUUGCAGCUUCGGCUUCUCCACCCAUUGUUUCUUCUUAUUUGCCUUCUAAAUCCAAAACACGCCAUUGCUAUUCAUCGAGCUUUGUCAAUCCUUGUACUACAAGUAGUACAACUACCCCGGAUUUCAAGCCCAGAGCCAUCAGAUUUUCCAAAGCAAACGGAUCUCAGACAAGACUACGAGUUUUCAAUAGCAGUACGAGACCUGGAGGAGGUGAUAAUGAGAGCAAAAGUGUUUUGGACGCAUUUUUCUUGGGAAAGGCUCUGGCAGAAGCAUUGAAUGAGCGUAUUGAGUCCGCAGUUGGGGAGUUUUUUAGCACAAUUGGUCGGCUGCAAUCUGAGCAACAAAAGCAAGUGCAGGAAUUCCAGGUAAAGAGCCUUUUGAGUUGCUUUCUUCAGUUUCACUACAGAUUUAGCUAA
Molecule: messenger RNA, 509 nt
Organism: Morus notabilis
Lineage: Eukaryota; Viridiplantae; Streptophyta; Magnoliopsida; Rosales; Moraceae
Exons: 3
Coding region: 81-509 (142 amino acids)
Biological process (GO): thylakoid membrane organization
Cellular component (GO): chloroplast thylakoid membrane
Source: RefSeq, a predicted model, not a curated record